Messenger RNA from Pyricularia grisea, 4547 nucleotides. RefSeq lists its product as uncharacterized. Gene Ontology annotation, cellular component: cytoplasm; cytosol. Bases 1391 to 4270 code for a protein of 959 amino acids. NCBI's taxonomy places the organism in Eukaryota, Fungi, Ascomycota, Sordariomycetes, Magnaporthales, Pyriculariaceae. The record is from RefSeq and is a predicted model, not a curated record. Gene Ontology annotation, molecular function: ubiquitin protein ligase binding; protein-macromolecule adaptor activity. The transcript has 2 exons. Gene Ontology annotation, biological process: ubiquitin-dependent endocytosis.
AAAAAAAAAAAAAAAAAAAAAAAAAAAAAAAAAAAAAAAAGCAGAGACGAGGCCAAUCCUGCACCACUCGCGGGCAAGCAAGCAUAUUCACCGACCCCAUCCAUGCUUUCCCUCCAAGUCAAGUCGCUCGUCCCCGUCCCAUCUUUUUUUUCCCCUUCAAAGACAUGCCUCUAGACAGGCCCGGGCCAGUGUUUAGGAGCCCAGUCCAGAAGUACACGACUCGCAUACGCCGUCUUGUCUAGCGGCCCCCAGUACACCUAGUUUCGGCCGGCCUCUUGCUUGCUGGCGCGGUUUGCUACCUGCUCGUCCUCCUUCAAACAAACCCCAACCAAUACUGUGUACCUACCUACCUACCUAAUAUCUAUUCCCAAUUCACUUUUUACAAGUUUCCCCCACUUUUCGUCCUUCGUCCAUGGCCCGCUCUAUUCCUUGGUUGUCUGCGUUACUUUACACCGAUGCUGGCACGAACGCACGCCCCGACACAAGCCCGCCCAUGUUCUUCUUACCUACUCCCGUGCCAUUAAGACUCGCUUUAUUAUGAGUCGAAAUAUCUUUUGAACCUACACCGAUUCAUGGUCAGAGUCGGUGAUGGUCUAUGACACCCUGUCCUUGAUUCGUCCGCCUCGCUUUAUUUUCCAGUCAUUCGUCUCUCCUCUCAACUUUCUCCCUGAUUCGUCAACCUGCAGCGAUCCCGUCUUGGCUUUGCCAACUGCCAUAUUCCCUUCCAUCUCUACUACUGUACUUCCCCGCCAUUUGCUUCUGCAUCCGGUCUUUUGGUUUAUUUUUUUUUUCUUGGGGUGGAUUCGAGUGCCAACAAUUCCAACGAUUGACGGUUCCCUCCACCGCCGCUGUCGAUCUCGGCCUGGCCCUAUCCGCAGGGCACCCUGUCCUAAAAAAAGCCCUCUUUCACAUUGCGGGAUACCCUUUCCUCGCGUUGAACAGCACAUCACAUUCAUCUCUUGACCGCACUGAAAUCACAGGAGAGUGCUGCAUAACGUGGCAUAUCUGCCCACAUUUUGUCUGUAUACCAGGACCAUCAUCCCUGGCACUUGCAACAAGCUAAACCGCCCCAAAACUCCUUUUAUUUUUAUUAUUUUUAUUGUUUUUCUUGUUCUCCCCAGUCCGGCUAUAGCACGCAUGUCCAGGCAACCUAGCCGCGCUGCGGCGUCACUCUAGUCUCUUUGGGCUUCUGGUCACCGCGGGCUCCCCCAAGCCACAAACCCCCAUUCCCCGCGACUAGUUCUCUUCGCUUUCGAAACAACUACUGCCUGACGUCGUGCAUUUCUUUCUUUUACGUGGACCCUUUGCCUCUUUUUUUUCUUGGUUGUUGUUGUUCGUUCCUCCUUUACUAUCUUUAGUCUCCUUGGAAUUCUAACGCUCGCCACCCGCCAUGUCUACAGAAAGACCGCGCGGCUACAGACGUAGUCGAACAGAGCCUUUCUGUAGGACGGCUCACGGAGCUAUAUAUUUCACACCCAGGGAUCAAAGCGACAGGAGAUCGAUUGCAGCUGCACCAGUCACUCUUCCCCCGCCUUUGAUUGGGCCUAGGCCCCGACGGCCACAUUCGAUUCAUAUCGUCUCGUAUCCAGCCGGUUUCAUCCCGCGCGAACUGCGACCAAUUUCAGCGGAGGAGUUGGCACGCAGGGAACUUGCAGCUUCAGGCAGGUGGAAGGGCAGGAAGAGAAAGCAAAAGCAAAAGGACAACGUCGAUAGGAAGCGAGUUCAUUUUCAGUUGGAGGACGGCGCAGCAACCAGACUUUUUCAAAAAGUACUCUCGGUUUUUUCGACACCAAAACCACCGCCUCGCCCGCCGACACCACCGAUACUCCACAGCGAGGUUGUCCAGCGACCGGAAGAGGGCCGGGCGCGUAGACCAGUUGACUGGCUCGCAGACGGUCGACUAGGCCGGAGAUUUUCCAGGAUAGCUGACGGAUUUCAAGGGGAAGAAUCUGUUGAUUUCAACAUGGUGGACCAAAUGGUACGACCGCCGAUGAUGGAUUUGCGCCGUGGCGUGGGAUACGCCAACAACUCCAACAGGCAUAGUAUACUUUCGACGAGGUCCGCAAAGACCAUUAUGAGCUCGGCCGUUACCGAGGUUCCCAAGCCAGUGGCGUCCGCAAGUGGACUUAGCUGCUCCAUUCUACUCGCUGAGCAGAACGUUUUUCUUUCUGGCUUCGAACACGAGGGCCACAACCGCGAAUCUUCAACGCCGGGUACCGCACUAUUACGCGGCAAACUGGUGCUGAAUGUUAACAAGAACACAAAACUUAAGUCAAUAACGCUGAAAUUAGUCGGCAAGGCAAGGACCGAAUGGCCCGAAGGCAUCCCUCCAUUGAAAGUGGAUACUUUCGAGGAGCAGUCUCUCCGGACGCAGGGACUUACCUUCUUUCACGCGAUGCACGAUGGGUGGGAGACAGAGUUUGGCAAUCAAUGCGUCUUCACUAUGAGGACACCGACCAGUCAUCAAAGUCAUGGUCACAUCCUCGAGCGUCUCUCACCGCACGGAUCAAACACAUCCGUAAACACACUUGCAAGACAUCGACAAUCGACCAGUCUCACUCCCAAGGAAUUGAAGAGGUUGUCGCUACAAUCAGUGCAAUCCAGGAGUUUCGGCAAGGGCGACUCGCCACUUGCAAACCAAACACAAUUGAAGGGUUACAAAGUAUUCACGCCGGGUACUUAUGAAUACUCAUUCGAGCUACCAAUCGACCACCACCAACUGGAGACCAUUAAGCUUCAGUAUGGCUCCGUCAAGUGGAACCUGGAGACUGUCAUCGAGAGAGCCGGCGCCUUUAGAGCGAACCUGAGCGGCUCCAAGGAGGUCAGCAUCGUGAGGGUACCUGACCAGCUGUCCCUGGAAAUGAGCGAGCCAAUCUCGAUAUCAAGGCAGUGGGAAGACCAGCUCCACUACGACAUCAUGAUUUCGGGCAAAUCGUUCCCCAUUGGCGGUAAAAUACCGAUCGCCUUCAAGCUGACACCCCUGGCAAAGGUUCAAGUCCACAAGAUCAAGGUGUUCGUCACCGAAUCGAUUGAAUAUUGGACAAACGACAAACGUGUCACCAGGAAGGACCAGGGCAGGAAGAUCCUGCUCCUGGAGAAGACGGCUGGGAGAGCAGUGGACCCCCAGUUCGCAACAAGCGAUAUCAAUGUUGUACGCGGUGGCGAGUUGACGGACGAGGAACGCAUCUACGCCAGGGCGGCAGCUGAGCGAAGGAGGGCGAUGGAUGCCGCGAGGUCUCAUACGAUGCCUGAACCUCUGCCGGAAUCAACAGAGAACCUGCUGGGCGACCUUGACUUGGGCUUGGAAUCUUACUGGGCAGCGACGGAAAUGGAGAUGAACGUUCAGAUUCCGACUUGCGAGAUGAUGGCGAGAGAUCGAAGCAGGAGGUUGCAUCCCGACUGCAGCUGGAAGAAUGUCAAUGUCUUCCACUGGAUCAAGAUCGUAAUGCGCAUCUCCCGCGUUGACCCCGAAGACCCAACGGGCAAACGCCGCCGUCACUUCGAGAUCAGCAUCGACUCGCCAUUCACCGUGCUCAACUGCCGGGCCACACAGGCCAACACUUCACUCCCACAGUACUCAGGCUCGCAGCUAUCGCAGUACUGCCAAGCCACAACCUGCGGCUGCCCAGAUGCGGCCGUCAUAGCAACCGAGCCUAGCCCCGCCAGCUCGACUGGCACCCUCCCCGUUGUCGAAGUCAACCCGGACUCGCCGACAGCACCGUCUCUGCCCGUCACUCCCCCGGCCGCACACCUCGCAGCCGCUAACCCAGGGAUCGGCCGCUCCGACAGCAGCGGCAGCGGUAGCAGCAGCUUCCGGCCCCCCAGUUCCACAAUCGCGAACCCGCUCCAGCGCGUGCGCAACAAUGAGCUCCCCACCCCUCGCCCCAUGCAUCUGAUGCGCGUGCCGUCCUUCAACCCCCCGCCGUUCGACGCGGACCAGCCCCCGCCCGCCCUCGACGGCCUCAGCACGCCGCCACCAAACUACGACCUGAUCAUCGGCACCCCCAGCGUCGACGGCCUGGCUGACUACUUUGCACGCCUCGCUAAUUACGAAGACAGGGAGGCUGGCAGGUCCGACAGCGAAGACGACGACGACGACGAUGAGUCGCACACGCCUGCGCGUCUGACGGAGCGCGGCGGUCGCGUCAACGUCGCCAACCCCCGCACCCCGGGCGGGAGGAACGUCCCCAGCAGGAGCUUCGACAUUCAACGUCCCGUCAUGAACCUUAGUAUGGACGGGGUCGUUGCCAGGGGCCAGCAGAGGGUUUAAUAUACUGCUUUUAGCAGAGAGAGAGAGAUGUCCUAAAUUUUUUCUUUUCUUUUUUAUUCGAUUCGAUGAUCUGUGGCAUCUUUAUCAGGAUGAUAUUGCGGAGCGGUCACAUCGAAUGCUUUUUAUUUCAACUUUAUUAUGCUACUAAUUUUUGAUGGAUUUCGAAGCUGGGUGGCACGAAUCUUUUUUGUUGUACUAUUGCAUGAUAUUAGAGAUACCAUCGGGAAAUGUUUUGAGGCAGAGAAAUAGCAGGUUACAUAUGUCGAAUGUAUACGAG